This is a messenger RNA of Macrosiphum euphorbiae (potato aphid), 1488 nucleotides long. NCBI's taxonomy places the organism in Eukaryota, Metazoa, Arthropoda, Insecta, Hemiptera, Aphididae. The record is from the annotation of a GenBank genome assembly.
AUGGCGCAUUCAAAUAAAAUUAAAGCACUACUAUCUGAUUUGGGCAGAUCAACCAAAAGAGGUGUGAAAAAAUGUCCAUCAUGUGGAACAUACAAUGGAACAAGAACUGUGGCGUGCAAGAUGUGUGAUCUGAUGUUAAAACCAAACAAUAAAAGAGUUUCACCGUCUGAAGUGUGUCGUCUACUUACACCUUCGUCAAUGAUUUUUUCUUACAUAUCUUCUGAAAAUAUUGAUUUCGAAGAAAGAGGAUUUAUCCACUUUCCAGAUACUAAGAACAAAGAAAUCAACAAACUGGAUACUGGAAUUUGUUUAGUCCGUUCUUGUGGUGGUCGUUUAUUCGAUAGUAAUAUAAAUAUUCUGAAGUGUCAUGAAAGUGCCUUAAACACGAAUAUUCAAAGUGAACCUUGCAAACAUAUAGAUACUUGUUUUGAUUGUAAUACAAUUGGUGAAUCAUUGCAAAUUGACCAACAUGUUUUAGAAUCUUUUAGAGUUCCUCAAAAUGUAAAACAAGAAGUAUGGACAAAUUUUGUUGAUAAAAAAAAACCAUACUUACAACGUGUAUCAGAAAAUAUAUUUGUUGUCCGAUGCACAAUUACUACUCAAAACCCUUUGGGCUAUUUGCAUUGUAUCAUCGGAAAAUACAAUAGAUGCUUUUGUUGUACUACUACAUUGGUUACAGUUGAUCAAAUGAAUUGCAGUGAACUGUAUUGUCAAAAUAUUUUCACCAUAUUUUGUGAGUGCAAGAAACUAAAAGUGGAUGUCCCAGUUGCAUUGGCAGAAGAAAGUAAUGGACCAGUCACAUUUUUUGAUGAUCAGAUGAUUAUCUCUAAUGAAACGUGCGUCUUAGAAAGCAUUGCUCCUAAAUAUCAAAGAACAGUUCCAAACAUACUAUCGAAAAAACGAUCUAAAAGACCUCAAAACAACUCGAGAUUAAAGAAGAAAAGCUGUCACGAAGAACCACAAUUCAUAAACCCUAAUCCGGUGUUAAAUUUCGAAAAAUGGAUGUCUUCGGUUACAGAACGCAUCAACCAAGAAAUGCAUUAUCAAUUUGAUGGUAAUCCUCCGACCAUGGUGUUUCAUAUUCAUAAGACGUUUUUUGAUUGUUUGCGAGAACGUAUGUGUGUGGCUUCUCAAAAAAAACGUUUACCCAAUUAUACUUCGGUGUUUGUGAAGCGUGACUCAUUACCUUUAGGAACAUUCACAAAGCAUACUUGGCAUAUUACUAAUAUACUGAUAGUGAAGAAAAUUUUUGAAACACCUUUAGUACCUCUUAAUAUUAGUCGCAGUUUCAUCAGAAACAUAGAUGGAACAUACGAUACUUUUGAGCGUGAAAAGAAUGACUAUAUUAUACCAACCGAUAAAUUUCAUCAACUAAUACAACCAAAUGAUUUGAAGACAUUUCUAAAAGUUGGUAUUGUCAAUGAACAUCAAAAAGAACCAAUACCAUUUAUUAUCGAAUGGAUUCCCGAUGUUUCUUCCUAUAACUGA